Molecule: messenger RNA, 678 nt
Organism: Phytophthora sojae
Lineage: Eukaryota; Oomycota; Peronosporomycetes; Peronosporales; Peronosporaceae
Exons: 1
Coding region: 1-678 (225 amino acids)
Source: RefSeq, a predicted model, not a curated record
AUGGCUGGACGCGGUCGAGGCCGAGCGAACACGCUGCCCGCGUGGAUGACCAAGGCGGGCCUCAACGCGUCGCCCGCCCCGGGCUCCGCGCCUCCGUCUGCUGGCGAGGGACCUCCGCCGCCUCCUCCUCCCCCGGCGCGCAACGGACAGUUCGACGACGCGCCCGAGCCAGCCCCGCGCGGCCCGCCGCCGAUGAACAACGGCAUGGGCGAGCCUUCGGGCGGCAAGCGGCGCUCCCGCUCUCGUGACCGUGGCAACGGACGCAAUGGCGGCGACUUCAGAGGCCCCCCGCCGCCCCAGGAGCGACCGCGCUCGCGCUCGAGAGACCGCAAUGGCAAUGGACGCGACCGGGACAGGGACUACCGUGGCUUUGAGUAUGGGGCGGACCGACGCCGUGAAGACUCGUACCGUCGUGGCCCGCCCCGCGGUCGUUCUCGCUCCCGUUCUCGCUCUCGUGACCGUCGGGACUACCGUGGAGACUACCGACGCGGCGGAGACCGCUACGAAGACCGUGGAUACUCUGCGCGCGGACCGAGGGACGAUGACUACCGACGCAAUGACGCACGCCCCAUGCGCAGGGAGGACGAAGCUAUGGAGCGUGGGUAUCGACGCCCCAUGCCGUCCAACGGACACGACGACCGCACGUCCCGCAGAUACGCGUCGGACUACCAGCCGUAG